Molecule: messenger RNA, 978 nt
Organism: Opisthorchis viverrini
Lineage: Eukaryota; Metazoa; Platyhelminthes; Trematoda; Opisthorchiida; Opisthorchiidae
Exons: 5
Coding region: 1-978 (325 amino acids)
Molecular function (GO): carbonate dehydratase activity; zinc ion binding
Source: RefSeq, a predicted model, not a curated record
AUGACAUCAAUUCAACUACAGUGCUGCAUUCUGUUGGCCUUUUUGGCUUCUGUUCAACCUGAUUUAAUCACGCACUUCUCAUCAGAGUGGUCGUAUACUGAUACGCUGAGCUGGAAUUUAAGCUUUCCUUCAUGUUCUGGACAUCAUCAGUCUCCGGUUGACCUGAAAACCAGUAGCGCCAUCUAUAGUCCACAGAUGGGUCCCAUUGAAUUUAUCGCUGCACCCGGCUUUGAUCCGAAUAACGUGCUCUAUAAUGUACUCAACGAUGGACACACAGUUGUCAUAUUGUUCGACGAGGACCAGUGGAAUGCAGUGAUUAAUCCUGAUCGAGAUCAAUAUGAGAUUAUGCAAAUGCACUUCCACUGGGGAUCCGACAAUCUGCGCGGAUCGGAGCACUUGUUUGACGGCCGACGUUUUCCGAUGGAGACUCACAUUUUCAGCUAUAACAAAAGGCUCUACUCAUCCCGGUUAGAUGCACUUGCUGGUCCACAUGGUAUGGCAGUGUUUGGAAUAAUGCACACCCUUAACGAUCACGCACUGGAAACGGAAACUCAAUUUGGAAAAAUAGGUCAUAUCAAGGAGGCUUUGGAAAGCGUAACCUACGCCGGUCAAUCUUGGAAUAUCCCCGGCUUUAACCUCACGGACUUGCUGAGCCAGGUCAACUCAAGCGCAUAUUUUCGUUACCACGGUUCGCUAACUACACCACCGUGUACGGAAAAUGUAAUGUGGACGGUAUUUACGAAACCGGUUCCUAUCAAAUCAACCCAGCUAAACCUACUUCGAAAUCUUCGCAGUUCAUCCAACACGGAAGAGAUGCUGUAUGAUAAUUACCGGCCUUCGCAACUGAUCAAUGAUCCCCACACUCCUCUCCGAAGAAGUAUUUUUAGAUCGGUUCCAGGCUCAUCGAUUUCCAAGACCCGCGAUGUUUCAAUCACUCUGGCCAGCCUUUUGAUGGCUUUCGUAAACAAUCUAAUUUAG